Chara braunii is the source of this 2455-nucleotide messenger RNA. NCBI's taxonomy places the organism in Eukaryota, Viridiplantae, Streptophyta, Charophyceae, Charales, Characeae. The record is from the annotation of a GenBank genome assembly.
UCUUGUCGUUGAUUGUGAUUGAUUGCAGUUGUUGUCGCGAGGGCGACAACUUGGUGGAUACGUCACGCAUGCAUUUUGGCAGUAACCAGGGUCACAUACGUUCCAGAGCGCCUGAAGGAAAAGAGAAACGGCUCCUGGAUGGACCGAAUCUGGUGGCGGGAACUGCAAAAGGCCAAAAAUUAUAGGAAUGCACUUUGACAGUGCAAGUGUGAGUAUGCGCGGGAAAGUCUAGAGGAAGAGAGGCGAAGGCUUCGGUAACAAGCGACUACUAUGCUAUAGCUCAAAAAAAAAAAAAAGAAAAAAAAAGGAAAAAAAGAAAAGGGUUACUGUCAGAGUUUUGAAUCUUAUCCCUCCCUCUCCACGUGGACGCGCCUCGGUAAGGAAAAAUCCGUUUGCUUGCUGACGUGGCAUUUUACCGAUGGCGGCAUCGGCGGCGGCGGCGAUGAGCGGGAGCUCGAUCUAUCGAAUCUUCGGCGACUGUUCCUGCAUGACGUCGGGAUCGGGACCGGGACUGCCGGGUCCACGUGGCGGCGGCAAGAGCCUCGUGGGGUUGUACGGUCAGCAACGUGAUGGAGGGGCCUUCCUCCUCCGCAGGCUCAGGCUGCGCAAGCAACUGGACGGGGCGGCCAUAGCCGUUGAUGAGGAGAAGUUGAGGAGAUCGGUGAAGAAGAAGACGAAGACAAACAUGGAGAAGAAGAGGAGCGUGAAGACGAAGCUUCGCCCACGGCCUAUGCACGACGACGAGCAAUCGGCCGCCAUAGCUGAGGGCCGAAGCUUGUCGUCGUCGUCUGAUCGUUGUACACUUGUACAAGCUGCUGCUGGUAAUCAAAGGAAGAACCGAUAUCCCCGACCGGGUAAAUCGGAUGGCUCUAAUUUCUCUGUCGGCAGUGAUGGAUGGUUGGAAGGCUACGAUGGCGAAGCAUACAGAAAUUCUCAUUUAGCGACGGAUCACAAAAGUGGGUACGUGGCGCUUCUGGGGAAGCCCAAUGUGGGGAAAAGUACUCUGAUUAAUCAGCUCAUUGGCCAGAAGAUCUGUAUAGUCACUCACAAGCCACAAACCACGCGACAUCGAAUCCUCGGUAUCAUGUCAGACAGGGACUAUCAGGUCAUCCUCUUUGAUACGCCAGGCAUCAUUCCCAAACAGAGGCACAAACUGGAUGAAGUAAUGAUGCGAAAUUUACGAUAUGCAAUGGCAAAUGCGGAUGCCAUUCUAAUGAUUGUCGAUGGGACCGAACCCUUGGAGCCUGUUCAGGCAGUGGUGGAGGAGGGCCAGGACCGUGCCUUGAGAAAGAGGCCCACAUUACUCGCACUCAACAAAAUAGACCUUCUCAAGCCUGCAGACGUGAGCUUAAGGUAUAAGUGGUUUCGGGAGAAUGGUGGUAUAGACGAUGUUGUGCCAAUAAGCGCGAAGACAGGCAGUGGAGUCAGCCUGUUGAAGGACUGGAUAUUGGACAAUAUGCCAUAUGGCCCGGUGUACUAUCCAAAGGAUAUCGUAAGUGAGCACUCCACAAGGUUUUUCGUCUCAGAGAUAUUGCGUGAGAAGAUAUUUCUUCUGUAUCACCAAGAAGUCCCAUACUGCAGCCAGGUGCAAGUCACUGCUUAUCGCGAGAGGGAACCCAACAAGAAAGACUAUAUAGAAAUGGAGAUAUAUGUUGAGAAAGAAACUCAGAAGGGGAUUCUUCUUGGGAAGGGAGGAAUGGCUCUGAAGGAGCUUGCAGUUGCUGCUCGUAAGGACAUAGAGCAGUUCGUUGGCAAGCCUGUGUACCUCGAGCUCAGGGUCAAGGUAAAAGAAGGGUGGCGAGAGGAUGAAGAAUCGCUCACGAGGUUUGGGCUUGAUGGGAAAACGAUGGGAAGAGCAGCAUUUUAGGUUUCUAACAUUCAACAAGCGGUGUUUUAGGACUCUGGUGGUUACACAUCGCUCCCUCUCUCCGUCUCUCUCUCUCUCUCACACACAGCAGCAGCAGCAUUUGAGGUUUCUGAAAGGAAAAAAGAUGUCACAAGCGUUGUUUUAGGACUGGCGGUUGAGCAUCUCUCUCUCUCUCUCUCUCUCUCUCUCUCUCUCCACCCCCCUCCGCCCCAGACCACCCGCUCCCUCUUCUGUCUUCCUGUCCAUCCUCCUGCCUUACCUCAUUUUUGCACCUGCUCUCCUCCCCUCUUUUCUCCUCUACCCCUCUCCCUCAUCCGUCUGUCUUUCCACUCUGCAUUCACUGUCUAUCUGUGUCUUGCACAAUGGAGCUUUUGUAUUCGGUAUCACUUUGUCCAUACCCUGUAGAAUGAGGCCUUGAUCCCUUUUGUGAGUAUUAUCUCCUCCUCCUCCCGUUCUCUCCAGCAAUUCCUUUAGGCGAGAUGGGUGUUUCACUGUUUCCUUGUUCUUUUUCUUUUCUGCGUUGCUUGUCAACUCCGUUGCUGGUGUUGUCUUUGCAAGAUUGCAGUCAUUAUUCGGCCAUUACAGUGU